AUGAGUGUCCAGGACUACUUGGCACACCUGCAGCAUGAGUCAAAUCUGAGAAAUAUACCAUCGUUCAUUUAUCUCUUUGUUCUUGGAAUUAUGGGAUUAAUCGGGAAUUCCCUGAUUCUAAUCGUGUACUCGCGCAAGAAGAAGGAGACUGCUACAGUUGUGUUUAUAAAGUCUAUAGCAGUUGUUGAUUUGAUCACGAAUGUCCUCAUUAUACCGGGUAAAUAUAACCUCUGUCCGUAAAUCUAAUGAGAUGUUGCACAAGAAAAUGUAUCUCAGAAAGUGGAUCAAUCAGUUACGCCAAUCAAUCUAAAACAUUAUCUUAUCCACGCAUUCUUUGUCACAUAAAUUUGUCCAUCGAUUCCUUCAGUGAUCCACCCAUACAUUAACAAACAUAGUAAACCAUCCAACUAUUCACCAGUCUGGACCUACUUCUAAAUAGAUUGUUCCUCCCUACUUCGAGCCCCAUCCAUGGUCAUUGUCCAUAUCUACUCCAUACCUUCUUCAAAUUACCUCAAGAUUCACUGUAUAUUUACUAUUUUUUCUACGCUGUAUGUAAUCUGCAUCUAAUCUAUAUUCACUCUAUAUUUAUCCUAUGUUAACUCUAUAUUUCAUUUAUAUUUACUCUAUUUUUCAUCUCUAUUUAAUCUAUAAUCACUCAUUAUAUAUCUACCCUAUAUUUGCUCUAUAUUUCAUCUAUUUCUCACUAUAGUUACUCUAUAUCUACUCUUUAUUCUGCAUUUACUCUAUAUUUCAAUCAUAUCUACUCUGUCUACCCUGUAUUUACCCUAAAUCUACGUACACUUGUUUUUUCAGCGACCACGUACGUCAACCUCAACACCUGGAACUUCCCCCUGCCAUCCCUCUGCAAGGCUUACAUCUACCUCAACAUCGUGACAGCUGUCACUCCUGCCAUUAACAUCUUAGCGAUUGCAGUAACAAGGUAAUCAUGACACUUGUCAGGAGUAGAUUGCGCCAUUUCAUUUAAGUUUGCAUCCCAUGAGAUGAUUCUGUCCAGGAUACAAAUUUCGAGUGUCCGUCUGAUAACGUGACAAAAUAUUCCCAUUGCUCAACUCGAGCUUUACAACAACAAAAAAAAAGAUCCUGUUUGAAGAUAUUUUUUUAUAGUUGUUAUUAAUUCUAUUCUUUGGUCCAAAUUUUAGUCAUGCAGUAUUUUCAAUAAAUAAAUGUAGAAUACUAGAUGAUAGAAUACUAGAUGAUAGAAUACUAGAUCACAGAAUACUAGAUGAUAGAAUACUAGAUCAUAGAAUACUAGAUCAUAGAAUACUAGAUCAUAGAAUACUAGAUCAUAGAAUACUAGAUCAUAGAAUACUAGAUCAUAGAAUACUAGAUCAUAGAAUACUAGAUCAUAGAAUACUAGAUGAUAGAACACUAGAUCAUAGAAUACUAGAUCAUAGAAUACUAGAUGAUAGAAUACUAGAUCAUAGAAUACUAGAUCAUAGAAUACUAGAUCAUAGAAUACUAGAUCAUAGAAUACUAGAUGAUAGAACACUAGAUCAUAGAAUACUAGAUCAUAGAAUACUAGAUGAUAGAAUACUAGAUCAUAGAAUACUAGAUCAUAGAAUACUAGAUGAUAGAACACUAGAUCAUAGAAUACUAGAUCAUAGAAUACUUAAAGCUAGAACUCUGGUCCAUAUCAUAACGCAUGAAACUGUCUAACCCGUAACAGGUACAGAAAAAUAUGUCAUCCAUUCGGCUGGCAAGUGUCGACCCGGCAAGCAAGGGCCGUCACCAUCACCGUAGCAAUAUUUUCGUGCCUACUGUGUGUUCCUUACACCGUAGUCCACGGACAACAGACGAUACCCACGCCAAAUCC
Lymnaea stagnalis (great pond snail) is the source of this 1834-nucleotide messenger RNA. The record is from the annotation of a GenBank genome assembly. Lineage: Eukaryota; Metazoa; Mollusca; Gastropoda; Lymnaeidae.